AAUUAACUGAGCUUGGACCUUGAACUGAGGUUGACGGGAGGAUGAGACUGUGAACGAAAACGUAGAUCAAAGAGCCAAUCAUCGUUGUGAAUCGAGACUACCUUCCGGUUUUACGUUAUUGAGCCUAAAAAAAGGUCAGCUAGAGAUUACGGUUGCGAGGCAGCAACAAGUCAGUGACUCACGCUCGAGCCAAGCAAGAGAAGUUCAAGAUCAAUGACAGCGAGACCUAUCUUUCACUGUUUUCACUCUUCAGCACGAAUUGGUUUCAGGACUUCGAGUCUCAGAUUUCAAGCCUCGCAAUUCCGCAACAUGGCUUCUUCACCAACGCCUCAGCCGGUUGAGGGCUCUGGUUACAAACCUAGAUAUAUCGAUAUCGGUAUCAACUUGACCGAUCCCAUCUUCCGAGGCAAAUACCACGGCAAAGAGCGACACCCCGAUGAUCUCGAUGCUAUUAUCGGAAGAGCCCGUGAAGUUGGUUGUACAAAACUGAUAGUGACCGGCUCAGACCUUGGCAACUCUCGAGAUGCCCUCACCCUUGCCAAAGAUUAUCCCGGAACUAUCUUCAGCACUGCAGGCAUUCAUCCCUGUAGCAGCUCUGUCUUCAGUGAAGCGGGUCCUUCUCACGAGUCUGAGCACACAACACCAUGUGAUCCCGAUCCUUCAGCUCCGGUCUCGGAAGAGCACCCCCCUUGCCCAACAAAGACCGGUAAACUCAUCAGAGACUUGACCUCUUUGGUGACAGAGGCCCAAGCAUCAAGCCAGAAGAGCCUUGUGGCUAUGGGUGAGUUUGGCCUUGACUAUGAUCGACUGCAUUACUGUUCGAUGAGCAUCCAGCUCCAUUCUUUUGCAGCUCAGCUCCAGGUUGCUGCGUCGAUAUCUCCUCAGCUCCCCCUGUUCCUCCACUCUCGCGCCGCCCACAAUGAUUUUGUCCGGCUUCUGAAGGAGGCUUUUGGUGAGAAGCUGGAGAAGCUGGAGAAGGGCGGCGUAGUGCAUAGUUUCACUGGCACAGCUGAGGAGAUGCGCGAGUUGAUGGACUUGGGUCUCUACAUUGGCAUCAAUGGAUGCAGCUUUAAGACUGCAGAGAACUGUGCUGUUGUCAAGGAAGUUCACCUCGACCGUCUUAUGAUUGAGACCGAUGGACCAUGGUGUGAGGUGCGACCAAGCCACGAGGGCUACAAGUAUCUUAUCGAGAAGAAAGAGACGCCCAAUACCGAGAACCAACAGAAUGGGACUGCCGCUGCCGCUGAGUCUACGCAAAAACCGCAAAAGCAGUCGAAGAAGAACCAGAAGAAAGAGCCCGAGGUACCGGAACGAUACAAAACUGUCAAGAAGGAGAAGUGGGAAGAGGGAGCCAUGGUCAAGGGACGCAACGAACCUUGUAAUAUCGAGCGUGUCGCCAAGAUUAUUGCAGGUAUCAAGGGAGUUAGUAUCGAGGAAGUUUGUGAAGCUGCAUGGAAGAACACAGUGACAGUUUUCGGACUUGAAGAGAGCUAAGAAUUGGCUGACCAGUCGUGCUGUCAUGGGGGUAUCAAAUAGAGAAGAAAAGACAUAGACCAUCCGCCAUUAUAGAUCCAACAUUUGUUUCACAUCCCCGAGCCCUUGUAUCCACGUAUUCUUCCAUGCCUCACAAGUCCUGUUGUUACACCCUCUUCUCCUGUCAUCCACCCCGGCAUCCGCUCUCCAUCUAUUAUGCCAGCCUCUACAAGUUGCC
Molecule: messenger RNA, 1711 nt
Organism: Fusarium verticillioides 7600
Lineage: Eukaryota; Fungi; Ascomycota; Sordariomycetes; Hypocreales; Nectriaceae
Product: TatD DNase
Exons: 3
Coding region: 214-1494 (426 amino acids)
Cellular component (GO): cytosol
Molecular function (GO): 3'-5'-DNA exonuclease activity
Source: RefSeq, a predicted model, not a curated record